Molecule: messenger RNA, 3241 nt
Organism: Chinchilla lanigera (long-tailed chinchilla)
Lineage: Eukaryota; Metazoa; Chordata; Mammalia; Rodentia; Chinchillidae
Gene: Cdc42se2
Product: CDC42 small effector 2
Exons: 7
Coding region: 566-820 (84 amino acids)
Biological process (GO): regulation of Rho protein signal transduction
Cellular component (GO): plasma membrane
Molecular function (GO): small GTPase binding
Source: RefSeq, a predicted model, not a curated record
CCUCUUGAUUCAGCAGCUUCCUGAGUGCAAACAGAACCGAGCAGGAGGAAGCAGCGCGGGCCGAGGCUGCGGGGCAGGAGCUGAGCACCGCUCACCCGCGAUAGGGUCAUUUCAGAGUUGGUGGAUAUAUUGAGUGAAACCUGGAGCCCAGAUGAAGAAACUGUCAAGGAACAGCUUCUGAUCAUGAGUCUGCGGGGCAUCGGUGUGCGUGAUACCGAGUGUUCGCGACCCAGACCGCGCUGAAUGCGGAGCGGACCCACAACCUGUCUUACUGAGUUGUGUACUGGACCGGAGUAGGCUGCAUGCUGUAGGCCUUGUGUCAAGACAACAGUUUCACACCUUCCUGCUGGUUCAGAAAGGAGUGUGUAGAAGCAGGCGCAAAGAAGGGAAGCGACCUGUUUCUUUAAAUUGACCGUAUAAAUUUGACUUCCAAGAUCACAACGCAGUAAAGUAGAAUUGUUACUUGGAUUGGACCUUCCUCGUAGUGAAGACCAUACCCGGUGCAGCUUGCAGAAGUGAGAUUUGGAACCGUCACUGGUGCUCAUUUACAUCUUGAACUGAAAGCAUGAGUGAAUUCUGGUUGUGCUUCAACUGCUGCAUUGCGGAGCAGCCGCAGCCUAAAAGGCGGCGGCGGAUUGACCGAAGUAUGAUCGGAGAGCCAACGAACUUUGUACACACGGCUCAUGUGGGCUCAGGAGACCUGUUCAGCGGGAUGAAUUCAGUGAGCUCCAUCCAAAGCCAGAUGCAGUCCAAGGGCGGCUACAGCGCAGGGAUGGCGGCCGGGGUGCAGAUGCAGCUCGUGGACACCAAGGCGGGAUAGCGCGGCCUCGGUCAUUAUGAAUUUCGGUAUUUUCUCUGUCCACUAUUCUAUCAUUUUCUGUCUUGUGAUUGCAUUCUUCCAUUUUAAUUACAAAAGAAGAAGUGUGACAGCGCCUGCCACCCUCGAGAUGACGCCAGCAAGACGUCGCUUCGGCCUGAAGACGUCCCGGCAGCUGGCGCGUGCCCGUCCCCGCAGCUGGCGCAGCGUCCAGGCGUGCGGCGUCGCGGGCGUCAUCGGCGGGCCCGACCUUAGCAUGCUGUUCCGUGAAUGCUAGCCCCGUUCUGCAGUUUUCCGUCUUAAACAUCUCCUUUCUGCCUUACGGUUUCCCUGGGAAGCACUGCCCGUGACUUGUUAGCUUGCCGCCACUUACUGUAUGUUUUGGAAGGUGUGAGACCCGCAAGCACAAUGAUCCUUUUUCUUUGUUCCAGACUUGAGCAGAGCAGGUGUCUGCAUGCUUCAUGGGGUUGGUUUGCUGGCCCGGGGCUGUGAGAAGUGAGCGCUUCUCCCGGGCCUGGGCCGAUGACACUGCUGCUAUCAGAGUGCAGGCGUGGCCCCCAGGUGUGUCCCUGGCUCACAGAAGCAGCUAACUUUGUAGCUUAUUUUUAGAUGUCUUGGCUUUUUGGUCUGUGUGACGAGAACUGCAGUAAGAGAAGCUUGCGCUCCUGAGGCGUCCCUUCUGUUGUGAAUGUUCAGCGUAUUUAUUUUGAGAGCAAGGACCGUGGCUGUGUGUCUGUGGUGUGGUGAGAGUCAGCCUGUCCCAUUCUGAGCAGCGUCUUCCCCGUGAGCCGUUCAUUCUGCGUGUACCUGGUUUAGUUUUACUGUCUUCACGUGUAGUGUCUUGGUAUCCGGUGGUCUCUGCCAGCGGCGUGUUGAACCUCAGGCCCUUGCUACUCACUGCAGACCGGCGGGGGGGUGGGGCCUCCCGCGCUGUGCAGAUUUUGGGGGCUGUGGAUGUUGCCGAAAGCAACACACCCGCCUGGGGGACUCACUGCCCGUGAGAACGACCUAUACGGUGGCUUUUUAUGGUUUUGGUAAGAAGCCUUUGCUCAGGUUCCAAAGUGUUUCUCUUUCAUAGACUUUGUGUAUCUCAAAUAUUUCUGUAAAUGUUUCUGCACCGUAUUAGAGCAUAGGGUUAAACUGAGUCAGUGGCUUGUAGUAUUAAAAUGUUUAAAUCCCGUGUCUGAUUCAGACCUACCUGCAUUUGGCGGGAUUAACACUUUGAUGCAGGAGAUGGGGCUGAACGGGAAAUGCAGAGAGCUGGAAGGGGUUGGUCAUCUCAGAGAGGGACAAUGAUAAUUUUCUCUUUGCCUUCAUUCAUCCUUUUUCCCAGGGGAAAAUCUUUGUCCCAGGUUUUUACUAAACAGGUAACGCAAGAAAUGCUGUUUAUGUAAGUAAAAUAGAGCAUUUCUGAAUUUGAUUUACCCACUAGAGGGGGCACUGGAGGACGCGAUCCUUGCCUUCUGCAGUUCUGGGGCCUUCAGAGGUGUCAGUGCCAAGCACAGAGAGGUUUUGUGAGGGAAAGUCCUCCUGCAGCUGAAUAAUUGCAGCUUUAGCCCGCUGUCUUUGCUCCCUGUGGCCGCUGUCCUCAGCUGGGGCUGUCCCCCAGCCCGCCGCGCAGGCUCUGGACGGUGCAGGGGUUUUCCUGGCAUCAUCAGCACGGUGCAUUUUGACUUCAGAACGAAUGCCGUUUUGUGUUGCCCCGGAACUCCUCAGGACAGUACCUGGAGCCACUCCCUCUGCCUCAGCUCGUGAUCAUUUUUAUUCAUGUUUCCCAACCACUAGACAGUGCGGAGCCAGAGCCCCCCAGGGCCACACGCACGGUGGCGCGGGCCAGGUGCUGCGACGUGCCCGUGAAGAGCGCCACGGGGACGCGACCUUCCCACUCAUUUUUCUGGAGGGCAGCGGCUUUCCCACCUUCAUCAGUGGGGUUGUAAAUCUUGGGAGGUUGGUUGUUGUCCGGGGCAGCGGCUCUCAUUGUUAAAUUGAAGCUGAUUAAAUACGUAGGAUUUUUGUGCUCAGAAUUCUUUAUUCUGUUUCUGCUUUGCUGACGUAGACGCUAACAACUGUUGAGCGAGACAAGCUGAAGGAAGCCGAGUCGCACAGCGGGGGCAGGAGCGAUGGCCGCCUCUGUGCAGCCAGGAAGCGCUGCUGAGAGCCGGGCGGCGGCAGCAGGGCUUCCCAUUCGCUUUCUCUUCUGCUGGGAGGUGAGGCUGGUUUCAGUAGGGAGAGCAAGUUUGCCUUGAUUUUGUUUAAAGUGACUUCUGCUCGGCGCCCAGAAGAUAAAGUUGACAUAUUUUUAUAAUAUAAGCAUACUUUUUUUGUACAUUGUGUUCAUUCUUGAAUAAAGUGAAUUCAGUGUUGGCUUGUAGAUAUUAAAAAGAAAGUAUUGAUUUUGAUUCAAUAAAUGUUUUCUUUCAACCA